Erigeron canadensis is the source of this 919-nucleotide messenger RNA. Its product is annotated as DNA replication complex GINS protein PSF3-like. Gene Ontology annotation, cellular component: GINS complex. Gene Ontology annotation, biological process: mitotic DNA replication initiation. The record is from RefSeq and is a predicted model, not a curated record. NCBI's taxonomy places the organism in Eukaryota, Viridiplantae, Streptophyta, Magnoliopsida, Asterales, Asteraceae. The transcript is spliced from 7 exons. The coding region runs from base 95 to 655 and encodes 186 amino acids.
UCAAUCUCUCUCUCUCUCUCUCACACACACACAAUCUUUCAUUUUUCAAUUAAAUUAAAUUAGUCAAAUUCUGGAAAAGUAGCAAAGUUUGAUUAUGGCUCAGUAUUAUGAUCUUGAUGACAUCUUAGCAGAUGAAGAGCUUGUACCCGUGGUUUUUCUGGAAGCAGUAAACGGAAUUGGUUUGGUUGAUUCCACUGAAACAGUCAGGGUUGAACCCAAGUCGAAGGCCGAAUUGCCGUUUUGGCUUGCGAAAGAGUUGCAUCUGAGACAGGCGGUGUCUGUCAGCGUUCCUCCGUGCUAUAAUAACAAAACCCGGGAAGAAAUUGGGGCUGAUGGUGCACACGUGGACUUGAGAUCUCGAUGCUCAUACUUUUAUGAAUUAGGAUGUAAAAUUGUGCAGUUGAUUGGUGACAAGACCAUUGGAUCUUUACUCUUGGUUGCUUUCCAGACAAGGUAUAAGGAGGUCUUGAUUAAGGCACAUACUGCAGCAUCCGUGCUGACCCCGAAGUAUUUAUCACUAUUAACAAAAGAAGAAACAAAAUUGUAUGAUGCUGCCAAGUCGUCAGCUGUAGCGUUUAAGACUUGGCGAAUGGGUGGGCCAAGAUUACAGAAAGCUUCAGUUCUUGGCAGAAAGAGGAAGCCACUUGGGGAGUAAUCUCUCAUUGGGUCAACCAAGGGCAGCCAACUUGGGAUUGCGUGUUGUAGAGGCUUAUUGUUGGUUACUGAAGUUCUGUUAUAAAAUUACAAUGUGCUAACUUACAUAAACUAUAAAUUAACCUUCUGAUCUUUUGUUCUUUCUAAUUUGUUUCAUUCACCCCAUACCCCACAUAUAUGUGGGAUUGGGCAUCGUUGUUGUAACUUGUUACAAUUAAAUGCUCUUGGCAAAUUGGUUAUUGAAGGAAACAUAUUUCUUUGGUUA